Exophiala spinifera is the source of this 324-nucleotide messenger RNA. RefSeq lists its product as uncharacterized. The transcript is spliced from 2 exons. The record is from RefSeq and is a predicted model, not a curated record. Lineage: Eukaryota; Fungi; Ascomycota; Eurotiomycetes; Chaetothyriales; Herpotrichiellaceae. The coding region runs from base 1 to 324 and encodes 107 amino acids.
AUGAAGGCCCUCAACUUACUCUUUAUCUCUUUUGGCAUUUUUGCAUUUGGUACAGUCGCAAGCGAGCAAGGCGAUGACAGCAAUGGUCUCGAGGGUCAACAUCAGCAGACUGAGGCGGACGAAAACACAGGAGACGCCAUCUCUAAUGUGGCUGCAACGGAUGAGAACCCUCUGUGUCAUGAAUGUGCCAAAGAUCCAGGGGUUUGCUGCUUUUUGGCCUGUCAAGGCGACGGACAUUGCCCUCAGAGAGUCAUCGAUAACGGCUGGGUAAGGGGUGGGAGAAAGAUCACAAGUUGGAAACGCCGAAGUUUCCUCGAUGCCUGA